AUGGCCUUUUAUGCGGAUACUGGCAUCUUUGGUACUAUAAGACGACCUCCAAGACAGUUGACUUCCUGCGAUAAUGACAGUGACGUGUGGGUGUUCUUUGCUGAUACUAUCAGACGACGCUUGGCACAAAACGUACUAUUGAGAUGCAGAGGGUACAGCCAACAGAAAAGUCCUUCACAGAACGGUGUUGUCUCCUUCGUCCCUCACCUGACAGCUAUCAUUCAUUGGGAGGGAGGACAGAAUUGCCCUUUGAUCGAGUGGAGAACACCGAAAGAACGAGUAGGCAAAUGUGGACGGAUGUCAAAGGAAAACGCUGGAUACGACACCUCCUCUUAGCAUAUAGGUAACAUAUGGAGACAGACAC
This is a messenger RNA of Loa loa (African eye worm), 364 nucleotides long. RefSeq lists its product as hypothetical. Bases 1 to 336 code for a protein of 111 amino acids. Lineage: Eukaryota; Metazoa; Nematoda; Chromadorea; Rhabditida; Onchocercidae. The transcript is spliced from 2 exons. The record is from RefSeq and is a predicted model, not a curated record.